Messenger RNA from Trametes versicolor FP-101664 SS1, 672 nucleotides. RefSeq lists its product as uncharacterized. NCBI's taxonomy places the organism in Eukaryota, Fungi, Basidiomycota, Agaricomycetes, Polyporales, Polyporaceae. The annotation marks the transcript as partial. The transcript has 2 exons. The record is from RefSeq and is a predicted model, not a curated record.
UGGGCUGAGUGCGCUAAAGUCAUCAAGGAUCAUCACGAAGGGAUCCUACUGCGGUGGAAGGAGGAGAUAGACACGCUCCUCGUUUACGCGGGUCUCUUCUCGGCGGUGCUUACUGCGUUCACGGUGGAGACAUACGUUUUGCUCCAACCGAGCCCUACGGACACGACGAAUGCGCUUCUUGUGCAGAUGUCUGCCCAGCUCAACAGUUUCACGGUCGGUUCGGCCUUCGUCAACUCCACGCAGCAGUUCGUCGCCACUCGAUCGCAAUCCGCGUUCCGUGCUACCCUGCUUGCUGUGUGGAUCAACACUCUGUGGUUCUCGAGCCUCAUAUGCAGCCUUACUGCGGCGUCCAUCGGAAUGAUGGUGAAGCAGUGGCUGCACGAGAACGAACUUGGUCUGUUCGGAACGUCGCGCGACAUCGCACGUCUGCGACAGUACCGCUAUGAGGCUCUCAGAAAGUGGCACGUGGGCACCAUCGUCGCGGUCCUCCCCAUUCUCCUGCAGCUCGCAUCCGCGCUAUUCCUGGCGGGGCUGUUGGUACUCUUGUGGUCGCUGCAUCAGAUCGUGGCCGCCGUUGCGUCCGCGCUCGUCGGCACUCUGUUGGUGUUCACCAUCGUCACCGUCCUCGCUCCUGCCUUCGCGCCCGAUUGCGCCUACCGAUCUCCACAGGCG